GAGAGAGUGAAAGCCGUUGAACUUCGUCAAAAGAACGCUGAUGAGCUGAUGAGCGAGAUUGAGAAGUACAAGAGAGAUCUGGCUACCCUUCGUGUUGCCCAGGUUACUGGAGGAGCUCCCGCGAAGCUUGCUCAGAUCAAGACCGUGCGCAAGAACAUUGCCCGCGCCUUGACUGUCAUGAACAUGAAGAAGAGAGCUGCUCUGAAGGAGAAGUAUGCUCAUGCUAAAUAUGUCCCUACUGAUCUCCGCAUGAAGAAGACUCGUGCGAUGCGCCGCGCUCUUACCAAGGCGCAGGCUGCCAAGAAGUCUCUGCGUCAGCAGAAGAGAGAGGCCGCUUUCCCCAUGAGAAAGUACGCUCUCAAGGCCUAAGAGAAGCAAUUCUGUUUACUCCUUUCUCCAAAUCAUUAUC
Messenger RNA from Blastocystis hominis, 409 nucleotides. RefSeq lists its product as hypothetical. Gene Ontology annotation, biological process: translation; maturation of LSU-rRNA from tricistronic rRNA transcript (SSU-rRNA, 5.8S rRNA, LSU-rRNA). Bases 49 to 369 code for a protein of 106 amino acids. Lineage: Eukaryota; Bigyra; Opalinata; Blastocystidae. The transcript is spliced from 4 exons. Gene Ontology annotation, cellular component: ribosome; cytosolic large ribosomal subunit. Gene Ontology annotation, molecular function: mRNA binding; structural constituent of ribosome. The record is from RefSeq and is a predicted model, not a curated record.